AUGGUUGCCUCCUUCCAUUCUCAUGGUGCUAAAGCACACGAGCAGUCCAUUAGGAUAACCUCCAUGAUUGAUAUCUACGUCGCGAUUGUCAUUAUCAUAAGUAGUUGGUUUAUCGCGAGGAACUUGAGGAAAUACAUCACUUUUGAGUUGGAUCAGAAUUCUAAGCACUAUGGCGGCGAGUUAGUAGCGGAUGUAUUGCGUGCACACGGAGUACGCUUUUUGUUCACACUUUGUGGGGGUCAUAUUUCGCCCAUAUUGGUCGCUGCAGAAAAACGGAACAUUAGAGUGGUUGAUGUGCGGCACGAGGCCACCGCUGUGUACGCUGCGGACGCUGUAUCUCGGUUGUCCGGAUCCGUCGGCGUAGCUGCUGUAACUGCUGGGCCUGGAGUGACCAAUACAGUGACUGCGAUUAAAAACGCUCAGAUGGCCGAGUCUCCGUUGGUUCUGCUAGCAGGUGCCUCCGCCGGUCUCAUACGCGGUCGAGGUUCUCUGCAAGAUAUAGAUCAAUUGAGCUUGUUCCAUUCUUUGUGCAAGUGGUCCGGUCGGGUCACUCGAGUGAAGGACAUCGUGCCAGUGUUAUGCACCGCGUUUUUCAAGGCAUCUUCCGACACACCAGGCCCUGUUAUUGUGGAGUUUCCUAUCGAUACUUUGUAUCCUUACCAUUUGGUGAAAGAACACAUGCGCAUAUCCGACAGCCCCCGAUCGUGGAGACAGCGUUGUACCAAUUGGUACCUUCGCUUUUAUCUUUUCCGCUUGUUUGCUAACGGGUUCCAGAUCAAACCCUGUCCACCCGAAACGCAUCCCUCGGAAAUCCCCAUUCGAGAGCCCACUUUCCCGUUGCCUACUGACAAACAAGUGAACCGUCUGGUUCUACUGUUGUCUCAAGCACAGCGUCCAGUAGCAGUUGUGGGUAGCCAGGCUCUUUUGCCGCCCAUUUCCGCUUCAGCGACCGCGGAGAAUCUACAAAUUCCCUCAAUGCUACCAGAUUUACCAACCGCUUUUCAUUUCACGGAAUGGAAAAUCCGGAUGUAA
Messenger RNA from Dicrocoelium dendriticum, 1032 nucleotides. NCBI's taxonomy places the organism in Eukaryota, Metazoa, Platyhelminthes, Trematoda, Plagiorchiida, Dicrocoeliidae. The record is from the annotation of a GenBank genome assembly.